GGCGUGAGCUCCGGCCCAGCCCAGCGCGCUCCUCGCCGGCCUCUCCCAGACGAGCGUGGCCUGCAGGGCGCUCAGCGCCGGCUCGUAAGGCCCCAGGCGGCCCUUCAGAAGGGGACGCGUCUCAGGCCCGGGAGGAGCAGAGGCCGGAGCCGCCAUGCCGCGGGAGAUCAUCACUCUGCAGCUGGGGCAAUGCGGCAACCAAAUUGGCUUUGAAUUCUGGAAGCAGCUCUGCGCAGAGCAUGGCAUCAGCCCCGAGGGCAUUGUGGAGGAGUUUGCCACCGAGGGCACUGACCGAAAAGAUGUCUUCUUCUACCAGGCAGACGAUGAACACUAUAUCCCGCGAGCUGUCCUCUUGGACCUGGAGCCACGAGUGAUCCAUUCCAUCCUGAACUCUCCAUACGCCAACCUGUACAACCCAGAAAACAUAUACCUGUCUGAGCAUGGCGGCGGGGCUGGGAAUAACUGGGCCAGUGGCUUUUCACAGGGAGAAAAGAUCCAUGAAGACAUAUUUGACAUUAUAGACAGAGAAGCUGACGGCAGUGACAGCUUAGAGGGUUUUGUCCUGUGCCAUUCCAUCGCCGGUGGGACAGGCUCUGGUCUGGGCUCUUACCUCCUGGAGAGAUUAAAUGACAGGUACCCCAAGAAGCUGGUGCAGACAUACUCAGUCUUUCCCAACCAAGAUGAGAUGAGCGAUGUGGUUGUGCAGCCCUACAACUCUCUCCUGACCCUCAAGCGGCUGACACAGAAUGCCGACUGUGUGGUGGUUCUAGACAACACAGCCCUGAACCGCAUUGCAACUGACAGACUGCAUAUCCAGAAUCCCACCUUUUCUCAAAUUAACCAGCUGGUCUCCACCAUCAUGUCUGCCAGCACCACCACAUUGCGCUACCCCGGCUACAUGAACAACGACUUGAUCGGUCUGAUCGCCUCCCUGAUUCCCACUCCCAGGUUGCACUUCCUGAUUACGGGCUACACCCCUCUCACCACAGACCAGGCUGUGGCCAGCGUCCGCAAAACCACCGUCCUUGACGUGAUGCGGCGGCUGCUGCAGCCCAAGAACGUCAUGGUGUCCAUGGGGCGUGACCGGCAGACGAACCAUUGCUAUAUCGCCAUCCUUAACAUCAUCCAGGGGGAAGUGGACCCCACCCAGGUCCACAAGAGCCUGCAGCGGAUCCGAGAGAGGAAGCUGGCCAAUUUCAUUCCCUGGGGCCCAGCCAGCAUCCAAGUAGCACUUUCUAGGAAGUCUCCAUACUUGCCGUCAGCACAUCGGGUCAGCGGUCUGAUGAUGGCCAACCAUACCAACAUUUCGUCGCUCUUCGAACGCACCUGCCAGCAGUACGACAAGCUGCGCAAACGCGAAGCCUUCCUGGAGCAGUUCCGCAAGGAGGACAUCUUCAAGGAGAACUUUGACGAGCUCGACGACUCCCGGAAGGUUGUCCAGGAGCUGAUAGACGAAUACCACGCCGCCACUCGGCCCGACUACAUCUCCUGGGGCACACAAGAGCAGUGA
Molecule: messenger RNA, 1510 nt
Organism: Lacerta agilis (Sand lizard)
Lineage: Eukaryota; Metazoa; Chordata; Lepidosauria; Squamata; Lacertidae
Gene: TUBG1
Product: tubulin gamma 1
Exons: 12
Coding region: 155-1510 (451 amino acids)
Biological process (GO): microtubule nucleation; mitotic spindle organization; meiotic spindle organization
Cellular component (GO): centrosome; microtubule; cytoplasm
Molecular function (GO): GTP binding; structural constituent of cytoskeleton
Source: RefSeq, a predicted model, not a curated record